This is a messenger RNA of Ascoidea rubescens DSM 1968, 567 nucleotides long. It is a transcript of the gene GTF1, whose product is annotated as glutamyl-tRNA(Gln) amidotransferase subunit F. The transcript has a single exon. NCBI's taxonomy places the organism in Eukaryota, Fungi, Ascomycota, Saccharomycetes, Ascoideales, Ascoideaceae. Bases 1 to 567 code for a protein of 188 amino acids. The record is from RefSeq and is a predicted model, not a curated record.
AUGUUGCUUAGACCUAUUUCGCGCUGUUUUAUUCGAUACAACUCCACCAACGUCGCUUCUGUUGGCAAACCCUUCAAGUCGUUGGAAGAGAUUAAAAAAUUUUUAGCAGCACCAAGUUGGAACCCAAAGGAUUUUGUGCUGAGUGACAAAACAGUUGGAGAUGCUUCCAGCGAGGAAAAGUUGGUCACCACUGAUGAAUUGAAGUAUCUCUUGAGGCUAUCGAACUUGAAGCUUCCUCAGGACGAGCAAGACCAACAGUCACUACUAAACGAGUUGAACAACCAGAUCAAGUUUGUUAACAGUCUCCAUUCUUUGCCUACGAGCUCUUUGGUUGGAUGUGGAGGAGACCUGAGCUCGAUCAGCGAGCAAAUCAGACUUUCCAGCAGCUCGAGGAUACUCGACAACAACCCAGUGCCAUUGAACUUCGACGAGUUGAUGAGCAGCAUUUCCUCCAUCAGCAACAGCGUCGAUGCUGAGAAGGGCGAGGUGUCGAGCUCCUGGGGGCCCAUGGAGUUGACUUCCAAUCCACUGAACGACCACCAGUAUGUAGUUGUCGAAAAGCCUUAG